AUGUCCACAUCUGUUCAACUACACCCAUCAGCCCUCACUUCCCCUGACCACCCAGUUGUCCACUCUCCACUCCCACAACUCUUACAAACACCACAUGGCCUUGCGCUGCUGGAGUUACAAGGGACGAUCAACCUCACCCAGUCAGAGUCUGGGGAGCUAAUCCAGAUAGGACAAUUGAUUAUGUAG
Podospora pseudocomata is the source of this 186-nucleotide messenger RNA. RefSeq lists its product as uncharacterized. The record is from RefSeq and is a predicted model, not a curated record. Gene Ontology annotation, cellular component: Ctf18 RFC-like complex. The coding region runs from base 1 to 186 and encodes 61 amino acids. NCBI's taxonomy places the organism in Eukaryota, Fungi, Ascomycota, Sordariomycetes, Sordariales, Podosporaceae. Gene Ontology annotation, biological process: mitotic sister chromatid cohesion. The transcript is spliced from 2 exons.